Messenger RNA from Rhizopus microsporus ATCC 52813, 450 nucleotides. RefSeq names its product actin depolymerizing protein. The record is from RefSeq and is a predicted model, not a curated record. Bases 1 to 450 code for a protein of 149 amino acids. Gene Ontology annotation, biological process: regulation of actin filament polymerization. NCBI's taxonomy places the organism in Eukaryota, Fungi, Mucoromycota, Mucoromycetes, Mucorales, Rhizopodaceae. Gene Ontology annotation, molecular function: actin filament binding. Gene Ontology annotation, cellular component: site of polarized growth; plasma membrane; actin filament. The transcript has 2 exons.
AUGUCCCUGAACGUGUCAGAUCCUGCACUCAUUGAAGCUUACGAAGAUGUCAGAGAUGACAAAACUGAGACUAACUGGGCAUUCUUUGAUUUUGCCAACACAAAGCCCGACCGUCUUCAAGUUUCUGGUACAGGAGCAGGUGGUCUUUCUGAAUUCGUUGCCCAUCUAAAACCAGAAGUAGCUGGAUGGGGUUAUGUCAGAAUGAAUAUGAGUAAUGAUGAAUAUUCCCAACGUGUUAAGUUUGUACUUGUGCCAUGGUGUGGUGACAAAGUAGGCGUGAUGCGUAAAGCCAAAUUAUCCAUUCAAAUAGCUGAAGUCAAGAACGUCCUUCGAAACUACCACAUCGAAGUGCCUGCUUCCAGUGUGCAAGAUUUAAGCGAAAAUGAAGUGCUGACAAGACUUAGACGAGCUGGUGGCGCAAAUUAUGAUAGACAAUCAAGCAACUAUUAA